GUUUGGGAUUUUUUUAGAGUGGGGGGAGAUUAUUGGAAGGAAGGAGGGAGACAGGUUUUUUUUCUUUCUGUUUCACACACCAAAAAUCAAUCCAUAACAGCCCAGAGACCGAGCCGUUGAACGCCGAGCGCUGCAAUCACCGUUUAAACGAUCCCACCUGUUGGCAAUUAUUUUUCCCAUUCGCUCCCACCCUCUCUGGUCCAAAAUUUACUGAUGCUAACCCUCAGCUGAGCACGAUAAAGCCCACCCAGCAGCAGCACACGCCGGCUGCGGCAUCCCUUGGUCGAGGGCAGCCCCUAGGGAAGCUCUGAGCUCCUCCUUUGCACCCCUGGAGUGCUCUGUCCGUGCUGCGGUACCGGGGUGCGAGGGGCCCGUCCCGCACAGCUGCGGCUUUUUAGGGCGGCUGCGAACCGGGCUGCUUGUGCUUUUUUUUCCCCCACUUCUGGGGCGUAGAGUGAGGGCUUGCUGAGGGAAGGAGAGGGCUCGGAGCUGUGGGAAAGGCUGGCGAGGGUCACUCUCCACCCUGGGCGCUGCUGUGCCCAGCGGCAGCAGCGGGUCCCGGCCGUGGGGAGCGAGUGAGGCAGCCCCCGCGCCAUGGCCCAGGUGAGCGGAGAGGGGACACCCCGAGGGGACACCCCCGGGACUGCCCGCGGCCGGCAGAAACCCCGGGUUGAGAGAUGUGGGGGCGUUUUGCAGCUUAGGUAAUAAUGAAGGAAAACCAGCGUUUUGGAAGCGAGGGGAUGAGGAAGUGCUCUUCAGCUUUGGGGCGGAAAAAGUCGUUUGGGUUUGUUUUGGUUGGUUGGGUUUUCUUUUUUGGGGGGGACAAGGAAAGGGGAUUUUUUUCUGUAUUUUUCUCUUCCUUUUAUUUUUAUAGGAAGAAAGAAGUGAAGAACGAAAUAGAGAUGUGAGUGGCAAAAUGGCAGACAGAGCAGGAGACUACGUAAGGAUCUUUUAAAUACGUCCUUAUCUUUAUCUUACAAAUUGUUAUUUUUUAUAUAUAUAUAUUUAAAGGUGCAUUUCUUAAAUGGAUAUAGCAUAACCCAGAACUUUUUGUAAUUUUAUUUAAAGUGGGAAGUGCAGUAGUCCUCUUAAUCUUUUCUUUAGUAAGUGGGAAGAAAUUAUUGUAAUAGUUGGGGGCUUACAAACUGGCUAUACUAAAUUGCCUCUUUCCUUACUCGGUAUCUCUGAUGAUUAUUCUGUUUCAUGGGUUCUGUCUCUUUUGGACAUUAAGACUGAUGUUUCACUUUGGAUGUAGUAGUAAAAUGAAAGUAGAGAAACAAACAAUAUAAAACAAAUAAACAGAAACUUGCAACUUUUAAAAUAGCGUUACAAGUCAUAAUUAGUGUUGCUCCUGUUUCAAUGCCUGCUUAUUUUACUCACUAAUUGUUUUCUUCCCUUCCCUCUACAGCUCGAGUCAUUGCUCAUUGAUGCCUUUAAAGGGAAGGGCUUUCAAAAAAUAGACGAACUGCUUCAAGAGAAGGAAGUAGAGCUUCCCCAGAAAUACAGUGACUCUCUCUUUAACCAGCUGGACAAAGCACUGAGAAAGGCGAGUACCAUAAAUAAUCUCAACUCUUUUAACAGCCAACUCACAGGGUAGCAGGCUAAUGAUGCAUGGCAUUCUGUGUUUCUGUAGGAGCUGGACAAGAAUGAAUUCAAGAAUGUUUCAUUGCUGCUGAAAUGUAUUCAGCUCUACCUUAAAAGUGAUCUUCAAGAAGGGAAGAGCUUGUUUAUUGAGCAAGGACUGGUAGCAAAGAUGAGUACAUACUGCAUGCAAUUUACUAAUGUGAUUUAAGGUUGUUUGCAUCAGUAAAAGAACUCCAAGGAAGUGAAAACUAGAGGAUGGCUUGUUGGCUGCACAGAAACAAAAUAUUUUUUAAUAGAUUUUAAAAUAUUUUUAGUAUAUUUAAAAAUAUACAUAAUGAACUGAGUGGGGAAAAAUAUUUACUGUUUUAUUUCUUUUGGUAUAGCAGCCAAUUUCAUGGCUCCAUGUAUUACCUGAUUUAAAGGGUUGGGUUGUUUUGGGUUUUUUUAAAGUGAUAGUAGAAGGAAAGCAUUAAAUUCUAUAAGUCCCAUUAGUGAAAUGAUCUAGACUUUCUAAAUGCAUUUUAAAUGCUCCAGCAAAAUACAUUUUACUAAAAUAAAAUUUUAGUAAUAGAAUUGAUGAGUACUUUGUGUUUUUAUGCUUUUAAAAAGUGAGAUUGUUUAUGAAGGUCCCUCUCUAGUUAUGUAGCAAACUUGAUGCAUUUAGUCUGCAAUUGUGUUUUAUCUUCUGGCACUAUAUUGAUUUCAGCUGGUAAUAGUUGUAGUAGCAGAAAGGCAAUUGUGCUGAAGAUGAGUAACACCUGGAUCUAACACAGGUGCUAGGAAAUAGCUAACACAUGCUCUCUGUUAGCAAAGAGCUAACUGAGGAGCCUCAGUCCAAAAUGUUGUAUUCCUGCCUUGCAGUUAUGUUUGUCAGGGACACAGUUGCUCACAAUUCCUGUAUGGAGAUAAAUUAAUAAUUUUUUUCCAGUCUGAUCUCUGUACUUUCAGUGGAACAUAGAUUUCUAAUUCACCAUUUGUGUGUGAUGUUAUGCAAUGUUUAAAACCAUAAAGUAUAAAAAAAUAUUUACAUUGAAAAAGCUUGAAAAAAUUUUACAGUAUUUUGCUGUGAGUUGAUGUCCUCUAGAAAUGUCUACAGUAGUUUUGGUGCCACUAGCAGCAUGCGUUGUGUCUGAGCAUCACAAGUGGGUGCCUUGGACAAAAAAGGAGGAUAAAAGGAGGGCUAGGGAGGGAGGGGGGAAAUGGCACUUUUCAUGUCCUCCUAGCGAAAUUUGAACUCCUUAAAGCCAUGUAGCUUUUGACACAGUACAUGACUCUGAAGUUUAAAGAGUAACAAACUCUGUAAGGUUUCCUGCAGCCAUAUAUAAUUUAGAAUGAUUAAUUCCUCUUCUCAGCUUUUAACUCUCUUUAUUUUUUUAACUUUUACCUGGUAUCUUGGUUUGAAAGAGCAAGAGUGUUUGUGACCAUCAUCGACCCAAAUGAGAAUAAAUUUUUGAUGUUACUGCUCGAAGACUUCUUUGAUUCUGCAUUGGUAUGUUUGUUCUUUUAAGGGGACAGAAGGGUUGUCUUUAUUGGAUAAGAUAGCUAUUGUUCACAAACAAUUCCCUGUUAGAAAAGAAAUAAUUGCAUGGACUUGGUGCCCUCGGGCUGAGCCUGGGAAGCAGCCUAGAUGGGAGUGGGUGGGCAGUGUCUAGGAGUGUGCUCCAGGCUGGGGUCUGGCUGAGAUUUGACACACUUGGGAGAAGUGCUUUCUCAUUUUCUAACUUGAAGCAUUUGUUUUUGUAGAAAAAUUUGCAAGAAAUACUGAUGCAUUUUGUAAAUAAAGGCUUGUGAGCCAAAGCUCUCUUUAAAACUCACAAGUUACUGACACUGAGCUGCACUUAACGUGCAAACAUGUUUGCCAAGGUGGUCCUGGCGAUUUGUUCCUACUCUGUUUGAAAUAAGUUAUUUAAUUCUAAAGAAUGAUUUAACUAGCUUACAACUCUCAUUUAGGUUUCAACUUUAAAUAUCCAUGACUUUAAGGGUGUUAGAGGCCUAGUGAUGUAGCACUUGUAAUAGGAAGAAUGCUUUUAAAUUUUUUCCCCCAAGCUGUUUUCUCUCAGUCUUGUUGUCUGUAGCGUACUGGAACUGUGUCACUUCGUGUAUCAGAAUUCAUAUCAAUACCUAUGGCUCUAUUCAGGAGCUCUGCUAAAAGAUAUUUGUGCAAAAUCAAGCUUCCUUCUUUCUGUACUAACCACUCUGAAAUUAUAAAAUACCCAUUUAUUUUCCCAAAAAUGGAAUUUAUUUUGAAUUAUGUCUUCCUGCUACGUUUCUUCCACAUACUUUCACUGUGGAGGAUGAAGUGUUUUGUGUUACGGCAUUAUUUUUAAUUUUCCUCAAGGGACUUUAACACCCUUCAGAUACACAUUGUGGUAUCUAGUACUGUAGUGUAUAAUCAUAAAAUAUGCUUUCACAUUGGCCCACAUAAAAAUAAGAGAAGGAUGUCACAAUGAUGUGGGUUUUCCAGGGAACCUGUAGGCACUGCACUCUCAAGUGCUGCUGAAGUCCCUGGGGGAAGUGGGUGCUUGGCUACCUUUACCCUCCCUGCAUCUUGUGUGAUCAGGGUGACCAUAUGUGACAUACCUGGAUCAGGUGGCCUUUUCUGAUGUGGGUGCACUGGUGUUUUAGAUUAUUCUGAUGUGGGUAUGUACUGGUUUAUGUUAUUUAGCAUCUGAAAGUUGGGGGAUAAGGAAGGCAUGCAUUAACAGCUUGACACUUUAUGUACUGCUGUUCUUGGGUGGUGCUGUGCCAAUGAAGGCUUCUUUUACUCUUUCCAUCAGGUGAUUGGCAAAUGCAGUAAUGAAGGUCAGUAUUUUUUUUCCUUCCGUUCCUGAAUAUUGUGAAUCUUGAUCUCAGGAGUGUAUUUCUUAUUUCUGCUUGAACUCUAUCACCUUUCUCUUUUCUCUUCAGCUUCCUACUUCUUCCUCUCUGCAAUGUAUUUUUUAAAAAUUCUCUAGCUGAUUUCUCUUCUGUUUAUUUUCAUUAACGUUUAUAUUGGAGCCCAAAACUUUUGUCUGUUUCUCUUUGUUUUCUUGCUAUGCACAUGCUGAAAAAAUCCGUUUCUGUUAUCUUCUUUAAAUGGUCAGCAUCGAGCAUUUCACUUGAUCAGAGUAAGUGGCUUCUGAAAGGGGUUCAGUCUAGACAGUCUGUUCUUGCACAUAUCUUUGUUCUGGCUUCAGAUAUCAUUCCCUUGCUGAAGGCAACCAUCUUCACAGAAUAAUGUGGUAACUCCUUCAGCCUUCUGAACUCAAUAGAGGGAUGUCUGUCUGUCUCAUUAAUUUCAGCUGCAAAAUUUUCUGCUGUGGCUGGUUUUAUGAGGGGUGGAGAGGGGAGCAGGUGCUUUCAGAAAAUAUCUGUGACCAGACAUCCAGCCUCACAAUCCAUGUAAAAAUGAAGCAUUGCACUGUAGGUGAGGUAAUGUGUGCUUAUUUGUCAUUGUACCCUAUUCUAGUAGGAGCAGAGUGGCACAAGCAUUUUCUGGUUAGUACUUUAUUGGCUUGCUCUGUUGACUUUGACAAAACCUGUGUAUUCAGGUUUUCUCUGGUGGCUAGUAAUUAGCAUCCCCUUUCUGUGCCUCUUUAAAUAGUUACUCAGGUCAGAAGUUAGUGUAUCUGGAGCAAUUUUUUUUUAGAUAGAAGUUACCAGUUCCUCUGUCUAUCUAGGAUUAGAUGGUUGGAAGCUUUGUCUUAAAAUGAAUUUACAGCUGAGAUGUUUUUAUUCCUUCAACAUAACAAACUGUUGUUGCUUCAACUAUUUUUAUAUGGACACCACCCAUUUCUAGCUUCACCUUUCAAAUUAUUUUUCUAGGGAAAAAAGAACUAGUGAAUUUAUUUUUGCCUGAACUAGGGCGCCUAGUGACAGAAGCAAAUCUUUGCUGCGCUCUGCACCUGGAGGUAAGAUUCUUACUAGGAGGAGAAAAUUGCAUAUAUUUGUGCAAAAGUUUGUGUAAUUGGAUGAAAAUAUGUGAAAUUAUAUUAUUGAUUUAUUUCCCUUCAUUUUCUACCCCUUCUCUUGUGGGGGGUGAAAGGCCUUGAGGACCCUCAACUCUAUACUUGACAAUCUCCCACGGGAGGAGAGAAAGAAGUUCCCUCUCUCUGAGGAGAUGUGCUCACUCACGAAAGACCUUGCAAAAACUAUACUGGAGGUUGGUGAUUAUGACCUUCAGGUUGCCCUGUCAGAAGCACUUUGUAGGUUAAUGAUUAAAAAAUGGAGGGAUGACCUUGUUCACCACUGGUUUGAAGAUAAGUAUCUUGCUGAAGCUUUCAAAGAGAUCAAGGAUCGAGAAUUUGAGACGGACUGCAGAAAAUUUCUUAAUCUCCUAAACGAAAGGCUUGGAGAUAAAAGAAGGGUCUACUCAUUUCCUUGCAUAUCUGCUUUUGCUGACAUGAAUGAGGCGAAGAAGCCAUCGGAUGAGAAACUGGAGGAGUUUUGGAUUGACUUCAACGUUGGCAGCCAGAGUGUGACUUUCUAUGUGGAUUGUGAUGAGGGAGCUCUUUGGGACUCCGUGAGGCUGUCAAAAGAAAAUAUUAACACUUAUAGUGUGAAGGAGAAGGAUAGAAAAAAGAUUGUUAGAAUUUUUAUGAAGAUACCCACCGCUAUUAACAAAACAGAAGCAAUAAAAUUCAAACUGGUUUUCAGUGAUGAGCUUGAAAUAUUAGCUGUACUUAGAAAAGUCCUGGGAGAUGAAAAACUGAUGAUAUUUGAGUCUGAAGACGAGAUUGUCCAUUCUGGGAAGGAAGCCAUGCAGAAUGAAGCAGAAACCCCUGUGCCCUCUAACACACAGAAGAGCAAAGAUCCUUCAAACUCUGAAAAUGUGGAGACUCAAAAAGACAACUCAGCCUCUCAGCACAGACAGCAGCUAACAGGGACUGUAGCAGUAAGUAAAAUGGUCAAUUCUGGUGUUGCCAUGGUUACAGUGAGCCAGCAGACUGACCUGGAAGAUGCUAACCAAGGUCAGGCAUGGCUCCCUUCAGUACCUUAA
Molecule: messenger RNA, 6562 nt
Organism: Zonotrichia albicollis (white-throated sparrow)
Lineage: Eukaryota; Metazoa; Chordata; Aves; Passeriformes; Passerellidae
Source: RefSeq, a predicted model, not a curated record